Molecule: messenger RNA, 7506 nt
Organism: Scophthalmus maximus (turbot)
Lineage: Eukaryota; Metazoa; Chordata; Actinopteri; Pleuronectiformes; Scophthalmidae
Gene: traf2a
Product: Tnf receptor-associated factor 2a
Exons: 10
Coding region: 128-1927 (599 amino acids)
Biological process (GO): positive regulation of JNK cascade; regulation of apoptotic process; positive regulation of canonical NF-kappaB signal transduction
Cellular component (GO): plasma membrane signaling receptor complex; cytoplasmic side of plasma membrane; cytosol
Molecular function (GO): zinc ion binding; ubiquitin protein ligase binding; tumor necrosis factor receptor binding
Source: RefSeq, a predicted model, not a curated record
CCACAUCCUCAGCUGUCUUUUAUCACAUCAUGCCUAGGCUUUUGUUUGUCUCCGCAUAUGAACAUCGAAUGCAUGCUAUCAGAAUGGAAACUGCAAUAAACUGAGCAAUUCAAAGAGCGAUGACUCGAUGCUGGCGACUGACGCCAAGAUCACACUGAGCAGCGUUUGCUCUCCUGAACACACCCCAAUGAGUUACCCCGAUAUUGUUCAGGGGGAAAUGAUGGCUGCACAGGAACCGUCUCCACCAUCUUCCUUGGAAGGCAACAAACCGGGCUUCCCUAAGAAAAUUUUGUCCAACAACCUCAAAGACAAGCAUCUGUGCAAUUCAUGCCAAAAGAUCCUGAGGAGGCCCCUGCAAGCCCAGUGCGGUCACCGCUUCUGCUCGUUCUGUUUCAACAACACUGUGAGUUCUGGACCACAGAAAUGCAGUGCUUGCAUCAAAGAAGACUUAUUCGAGGAACACACCUCUAUCCUCAAGCAAGGUGGUGCUUUCCCAGAUAAUGCAGCGCGGAGAGAAGUUGAAGCCUUGGCGGCUGUCUGUCCCAAUGAGGGAUGCACAUGGAUGGGAACUAUCAAAGAAUUUGAGGCAAGCCAUGAGGGUGACUGUGACUUCAUGAUCAUCCUGUGUCCUUCCUGUAAAGAGCUGAUGAGAGCCAACGAACAGGAGCGGCACAAUGAGAGAGAAUGUCCAGAGAGGACACUCAACUGCAAAUACUGCAAAGAACCCUUCUUGUUGAAGAACAUCAAGGCUCAUGAUGAAAUAUGUCCAAAGUAUCCAAUGAUUUGUGAAGGUUGUGCAAAGAAAAAGAUCCCCAGAGAAAAGUAUGUGGACCAUAUUAAGUUCUGCAGUAAAUUUAAAUCACCAUGCAGAUUUCAUGUUGUUGGCUGCGACACAUCUGUGGAGAAAGAGAAGAUUCAUGAUCAUGAGCGUCAGUGUUCCUAUGAACACCUAAACCUGCUAUUGCAUUUCAUCAUGGGCAUCAAGGUGAGCCUUGAGAGCCUGCAGCCCCAGAGCCUAGAUGUGACCAGCCACAAGCUACAGGAGCUCCACCAGUCCCUCAGGGAGCUGGAGCAGAAGAUGAGCCAGCUGGGUGGGGGUUACACUGCUCCCAUGCAGGGUGCAUGUGCCCCGACCCUGUUCACAUCCUUCACCCCACUGCCCAGCUCUGUGGGUGCCACCCUGGAGCUGCAGCUCCAGGGCGAAAAGACCAAGGUAGUGGAGCUGAGCCGGCGCUGCCAGGAGCUGGAGCUCAAAGUGAGCACGUUCGAGAACAUCGUCUGCGUCCUCAACCGAGAGAUGGAGUACUCCUGCACCACCAUGGAGGCCUACAAUCAUCAACACCGACUGGACCAGGACAAGAUCGAGAUCCUCAACAACAAGGUUCGUCAGCUGGAGAGGACUGUGAGUCUGAGAGACCUGUCCAUCGUGGAGAUGGAAGGGAAAAUGAGGGAGAUGUCUGCUGCCACGUAUGACGGCAUCUUUGUCUGGAAGAUCUGGGAUUUCACCAAAAAGAGGCAGGAUGCCGUGGCUGGCCGUGCCCCAGCUAUGUUCUCUCCAGCCUUUUAUACCAGUAAAUAUGGCUACAAGAUGUGCUUGCGGAUCUACCUGAAUGGUGACGGGACAGGCCGAGGCACCCACUUGUCUCUGUUCUUUGUGGUGAUGAGAGGACACAGCGACGCACUCCUCAAGUGGCCUUUUAAUCAGAAGGUCACCCUAAUGCUGCUUGACCAGAACAACAGAGAGCACAUAAUUGAUGCCUUCCGUCCCGACAUCUCCUCCUCGUCCUUCCAGAGGCCCGUCAGUGAUAUGAACAUCGCCAGCGGCUGCCCUCUCUUCUGUUCACUCUCCAAACUGGACUCUAAAAACUCCUACAUACGGGACGACACCAUCUUUAUCAAGGCCAUUGUAGACCUUACAGGACUCUAGGCAAAAGUUAAGGGCAUGCAUCUGCCUUUUGUUGCCACAAACACGUUUUAAUGAACAGGCUUUUGUAUCAUCAGUUACUUGCAUUUCUCUUUGGGGUCUGUCACCACUGACAGCAGAAAACAAACCUAUUUUUGACUUCUGGUCAAGGUUGCUGUUGGUUUUCAAAACAGUAAUUACUGUUCAACCAAUCAAACAGACAAAAACAUUGAUCACCUACAAAACUGACUGGAGGAGUUCAAUACAUUGCAGUAUGUAUACACAAAUAAGUGACUGGUAAAAGGUUUUAAUUUCUCAUCCUGCAGAAGUCACACGCACUAUUUUAGCUUUUCCAAGCAUUCCAAGACCUAGGUAAAACAUUAUACUAGUUAAAUAAGUAGAAAACAUUGUGACAUUGUCUGUAAUCUCCAGUGAUCUCUAUGGCUUGUUGUACCAUACAUGUGUCUCUUUGUUUUACACUAAAAAAAUUACCUGACUUUACUUAAGUGAUUUAACAAGGAUUUUAUGUCCAUUCACAUUCAAAUGAUGGUUCUUGCUUCAAGUAAAUGAAGCAAAACCACUGCCAAAACUGCUUGGAAAGGCCCGGCAUGACUGGGCCCACUAGCAUAACUACCAAAUCUCAAGUCCCAUGAUAAUAAAGUUAAAUUCUAAACAUUGCACAUUUGAAUACUGUGGCCUUUAAUAGUUGAUAUGGCAAAAAUGUUAGCAAACUAUUACUCAUCAACACAUUCAGCAGAGUAACAUUAGCAGCAUUCAAUUGGGAGUUGCAACUCUGUCUACCCAAGAAAUGUAAGUCCAUUAACUCUACUGUUAGAGCUGGUUUGGUCUCUACCAACUCCUGAGAAUAAUACCUGCCUCUGUAGCAGGUUUAUCAUAGUUUUUUUUGUUUUUUUUUUACUGAAAACUGCUGCCUCCUGUUGCUCUGUACAUGGUGGAUGCAAGAGAGGAGACUAACAGUAAAAUUUUGGGUUGUAAAAACAAAACAGUUAGAGAUGAUAAAAUGCUUAGUAGAAAUGAUUCGACACUAACUCUUUCUAGGUAUGACACUAUGAGUGACCCCUUUUACAUUACAUCUAGUCAUUUGUCCUAUAAAUGUACAAAUAUUGAUAGCAAAGAUUCCAAAAAAACUCCUAAUUGCUUGUGAAGCAAAGUGUAUUUCUGUUAUCUGAUUUUCACCUGGGUUUUUGUAUUGUAUUUUUGUAUUUUGAAAGUGUGAAAUUUCAAACACCAAUACAUUUCCAUUUUGUAAAUUAAAAACUGAAAAUACUGAGCCAUGAAAAUACUAGCUUUGUAUAUAACAAGCACAGCAGUAGAUGCUUGUGCUUGCUGCUGGCGUGUUCUGCUUGACAUUUGAUUGAUUUGUCAUUUUUGUUAAUCGUGUUUUUUUACAUUUAGAAAUGUGGAGUUCCAGUGUGACGCCCAUGUAGCCUUCAGACUAUUGCUUGGCUUUGCACAUAGUUUGUAGUGCAGUUGGAAUUUGUUUAUUGUUUGUUAACAUCUUUGCCUCCAACACUCAAGUCCUGUAUUAAUUGGUAAUCAUUUGUAGUGGUGGACAUUGUUUGAAUUCCAUGAAUUCUGAGUGCAGUCUUUCAGUUGUGAAUAUUGCUGUUUGUGUCUGCUAGUACGUGUAUCUUUGUGUGGACCAGUUUGAGUUAUUGACCUUAGAGAGUGGGGACAUUUUGGCCGGGCCUGGCGACUUCAUAGGGCUGUUUCAGGGUUAAGACUUGGAUUUAUGGUUAUGUUAGAAUUAGGUUUAGUUUAGGGUUGUGGUUACCAUCACCCUUUAUUUGUGAUGGUUAGGGUAAGGGGCAAGGGAAUGCAUUACGUACAUGAGUGUCGUCACGUUUGUCUGUGUUUGUGUGUAUGUGUGUACAGUUCCCAUUUCUUUGCUGUGAUUUGCAGUUUUAUUUUAAUUUUGGAUCUGUGGAAGAUAUUCGGUAGCCAACAUUUGACAGUUUAUGGGUUGUUUGUCCAAAAAACUUAACAGCGAAGGUGGUCAAGCUAAAUUGCCCAAAUGGAAAUAUUACAUAUUUUAUUAUGGAUAAACAUAAAUUUGCAUACAAGUUCUGAUAAAUAUCUGUUGAUAUUAAAUUUUGGCUUUUUCCAGUAUUUUUUGUUGCAUAUUUAGUUUCUUUGAAUUACCAAGGAAGUAUACAGUUUAAUUUAACACUUUAUAAACUUUUAUACAUGCAUAUGUACAAGAAUAUUGAAUAUAACGAUUUAUAAUAUGAUUAUGAACAUAUGUACCAACAUGUGAAGUAUAUAAAAAAACUAAAUCUGUCAGAAAAACUACAACAAGUUGUCAUAUUUUCAAUAAAUUAAAUAUUUAGUGUUCAAUUCCAAGGAGUGAUAAUAAGGUGCUUGAUAAAUACAGGCUUUGGCCUGGUAUUUUAUUGAUGCUGGUUAUAAGCAGAACCAGACGGGUAGCCAGGGGUGGCACAUACCCCCCUGGAAUCCAAUUGUCCCCUGGUGACCCCCAGAACACACUAAGAAAAUGUUAGGUAAUUAGUAGCAGACCCUUCUCAAAUUUACACAAAACAAGUAAAAAAUGAUCAUGAAGUGACACUAAACUACAAUAAUAACCCACUUACAUUUGACAUUAAAAUGCAUUUUAGUUGAUCACAUUGCAAUCAGAUAGUGCUCCCGUGAAAGUGCAGGUGUAAAUGCACGAGAUGCAUUAAGGACGGAUUGUGAUCCUUAUCAACCAAACCACCGGCGUACAGUAGAUGGUCAGUGAUUAAUUGUGACCACAUAGGACAGAUUUGUAAAUGCAUUUGCAUUGUCAGUAGAAAUAAUAAAAAAGAAAUAAUCACACGCAACAAAAACCAGCAAAGUCGCAGCAUCUAGGCAGCUAGCAGCCAUUUGCCAGUAAGAAGCAGCCCUAUCCUCAUUAUUCAAAGCACCUGUGGAUGGAGUGAGGAGGAGACCAAUCAUAAAGCAACCACACGAUAACACAGCUUCACAGAUGGCUACCAUCUUAUACUUUUUAUUUUGUUAUUUUGUUGUCAUGAGGACAUGAGCUGGAUGUGAGAGAUCAGAUCCCAAACAGAUCACACUGAAGACUCACGUUAAUAAUAGGUGUCAAUAUAACUGGGUUGAAAUCAUUUCUAGAUGCAGUCUGGAUAUGAGAUGCAUUUUAAUGCCAGGUGUAAAUUAAUUCAAAUGUGAUAUGAAACAACUGCAGAAGGACCACAAAUAAUGCAAAAAUUACGCAGAGACAAAAUAGCCAUAAAUUGCUGCAAAACAACUACAAAGAAACACAACACAUCUACAAAGUAAAAUCAAAUGACUACAAACAACGUAGCUGCAUUGUUUGUAGUUGUUAUUUUUUUCUUUCUGUUAUUCCUGUCUUGCUCCCAGGUGCUCAUUUUUAUCAUUAUCUAUCCAUGGCUAUAGGCUAUUUGAGUUACAAAAAGCACCUAUUAAUUCUUAUAAUUUAGCAUUAAUUUGUUGAACUGAAUAAACAAUGUAGCUAUUGACAAUUUGCAGUUUAUUUUUGCCAAAAUAUGAGCUAAAUAUGAGUCUUAACACAGUUUUUAUUUAUCAUGUUUCUGUUGUGACGAGAUGUGUCAGAUAAUUUGUGCAUCUAUUGCAAAUGUGGUUUCCUCUAUAAUCAUGAUUAUUCCUUUAAAAUGUGUUAAUACAGGCUCUGUGUCUAAUUUAGUCAAUUUAACAUGAAUGCUUGUAAUAUAACUAAAUAAGCAGAAUAUCAGCGUUGUUGAACACCCGCGUUAUAUUUCCAUAUGGGUGAAGCUUUGGUAGCGAUUUGACAUGUGGAGGCUGGAAGUGAAAGGUGAAGGUGUCAGGAUGGAAACAGCUGAGGUUCUAAAAGAGGUAAUGGUUAAUGUUAUUGUGAUACGCUCCUGUUUUGGGCUUCACUUACAUCUUUGAAUUGACCUACCUUAUACAGAAAAAGUGCCUGGACCUUUUUGGAUUGACUGCAGCAGCGGGGCCCAGCAUUAGAAACGAGAGUCUGAUGCGAUUACAACACUGGUCGAUCAGCCGAGUGUUGGAGUUUUCCCAUUGGCUGUUGCCUGUUCAAAAGGAAUGAGCAGUAACAGUUUUACAUACAGUGUUACCAACUUAGUGCCCAUGAUGUUUGAUUUAAUAACCUUUUCAGACCUUAAGCUGAUUGACAUAUCAAGUAACUUUUUAGUCAAACCUUAGCUACUUAGGUAGUAUUGCCCCCGGGAGUGUGAUGUCAGGCUUUCUCACUGUCUGAUAUUUUCAUGUUAAUACUUCCAAAUCACAGCAGUUGUCUUUAACGUAUGUGUCUGAUGGUUUUGUUAGACAAUGACAUGGUUAUAAAAUCAGGAGAUUUGCAGAGCAGAUAAGUGACUAACAUGGUUAAUAUGUCGUCUUGAUGGGCCACGUUUCGGUCACUGUUUCAUAUUUGUUCCAUUGUCUGUAAACAGAAACAGAAAAACAUGUACAUGGCAAAAGCUUGAUAAUGGAUUUGGCUGUAUUAAAACACUAUAUGUGAGAACCAAGAGUAGGAGAGAUGGGACCAGAUAAAGGGCUGAAUGCAACUGACUCUAGGCCAGAUGCUAAUAUGACGCGAUGACGCCAUUGCCAUUAGUGUAUCAUGUCAUGUAGAGAGAUUUACUGACUUUUACAGCAGGCUUUGAAAGUUGUAUACAGCGGUUCAGCAACAGUUUCAAUGCAUCUAUGUCCAUUCAAGUUUCAACAGUGUACUAGCUUUGGACCUUGUCUUGUUAUAUGUUUCCUGAGCCCACCGAGUUGUGGAUGGGCUUUCCAGUGUGUUUAAACCUACCAAAAUGUGAAAGUUAAACUUUUAUGCAGUGUGUUCUCAAUUUGUUUCUUCAAACCAAGCGACUAAGACUGUUUUAAUAGUCACAGUUCAUACAUAAAACUUGUUAAUGUUAUAGCAUUUCUUUCUUAACCCAUACUCCAGACAAGGUUAAUAUAUCAACACUCCUGUUUUGGCAUCUUUAGCUAAGCACAUCCAGUCUUUUUAUUUUUUUAACUCUGAACAUAUACUGAAACCUCUCUGUGCAUGAGAAGUUUUGUAUGAUUUCAUGAUUAAUACAUGCAGCAUAUGUUGGAAUGUCAAUCUGGUGCAAACUUUGAUGACUUAGGGUUUAAUGACGUAUGUAAGAAACGUUAACAAGGAGCAUCGGUUGGCUCAGUGGUAGCGCUGGCGCCCUGUGUGCAGCGGCUGUGGGUUCCAACCCAGCCUUGGCCAUUUGCUGCGUGUCCUCCCCACUCUCUCCCUGCUUUCCUGUAAUAACUUUCCAGUCAAAACGCCCAAAAAAUAUCUUUAUCAAAAAAGAGUAAACACAAAUAAAUAAUAUAUACACUGUAUUUAUUGAAGAAAAAAGUUAAAUUGUAUGUUGAGACAGUUUAAAAGCCUGUGUCGGUUCAUUUGGGUGAUUGUGACAAUUUGCAAAAGGGGCAUGAUGCACACUGACUGUGAUAGGUUGCAACUUAUGUUGUUGGUUCUUGCUUUCUUGUUACUACAGAAACAUAAAUCUUAAUUUUCUUUAUUUAGAAUGUGUUGCCAUUUUUCCACAACACAUUUUGUGUGUACAACUGUGGCCUCAAAUAAAUUAGCUGCUACA